UUUACUCUUCACAUUCCCAACCAAAGCUCAUAGCUCAUCUUCUCGCUUCCGCCAUGACCGAGGAUUUCUCCAAAGCCGUCCAGGACGGACUCAAGCUCUCCAAGCGCAUAUACUUCGGCAAGGACCGGGCCGUUGCGCCGCCCAAGCCGCCGCCGCUGAUGGCGCGCUCCGCCACCGCGUUCCUCCCCUCGGCGCCCAUGCUCUACGCGGUCAUUCACGAUCCAGGGAUCGUCGACAACCCCGACAUCCCGAGCUACCAGCCGCACGUCUACGGAAGGUGCGACCCUCCCGCUCUGAUUCCGCUUCAGAUGAACGCGAUUCAGAUGAACGCCGAUUGUUUCCACGACACCGCGUUUGUCACCGUCGCCGGCACUUGGCGACUUCACUGCGUCAUGGGAAGCCGCUCCUGCGAUUGCCGCGUCGCAGUUCCCAUGGCACACAAGGGUUCAAUUCUAGGUGUUGAGGUAAGCGUUUCUAAUAAGUCAUAUUCUACUCAACUGGUUGUUAUGGAAGAUCAAAACGGCAACGUUCCACCUCAAAACGGAGGGUUUCUCAAGUCCAACAUAUUUACUUUGACUAUACCUCAGGUUGAUGGGGGUUCCAAUUUGUCGAUUAAACUUCGUUGGUCUCAGAAACUCGUCUACUCCAACGGUCACUUCUCUUUGAAUGUGCCGUUUAACUUUCCUGAUUUCGUCAACCCUGCGGGGAAGAAAAUAUCUAAGAGAGAAAAGAUACAAGUUAAUGUGGAUGCUGUUGCUGGUGGUGAGCUUCUGUGCAAGGGUAUAAGCCAUCCACUCAAGGAAGUGAGGCGUCAUGCUGGGAGUAUGGGUUUAUUAUAUGAAUCCGAUGUUCCCUCGUGGUCUAAUGUUGAUUUUAGCUUUUCAUAUGCUGUUUCCUCAAGUCAUAUAAAUGGUGGUGUUCUCUUGGAAUCUGCACCUGGGCAUGAUUUUGAUCAAAGAGACAUGUUCUACGUGUAUCUCUCUCCUGGAGAUAUUCAUAGUAAGAAGGUGUUCAAAAAGGAAAUAAUGUUUGUUAUGGACAUCAGCGGUAGCAUGCGGGGAAAGCUGAUUGAUGACACAAAGCAUGCACUGUUGGCUGCUCUCUCUAAACUUAAUCAUGAUGACUCAUUUAACAUUAUAGCCUUUAAUGGAGAGACUUAUCUGUUUUCCAAAUCAAUGGAAUUGGCUACCACGGAUGCUGUUGAGAGGGCCACCGAGUGGAUUGAUGCGAAUUUUGUUGCUGGGGGUGGUACAAAUAUUUCACAUCCAUUAAACACGGCAAUAGAGAUGCUAUCUAAUGCUCAGAGUUCAGUUCCAAUAAUUUUCCUAGUUACAGAUGGAACUGUUGAAGAUGAGAGACAGAUUUGUGCUAUGAUCAAGAACCGUAUGACCAAUGCAGAGUCAAUAUGCCCUCGAAUUUACACUUUUGGCAUUGGUUCGUUCUGCAAUCAUUACUUCUUGAGGACCCUUGCAAUGAUUGGUAAGGGCCAAUAUGAUGCUGCAGUGGAUGUAGAUUUGAUUGAGACUCGAAUGAUGACGUUGUUUGAUAAAGCUUCAUCUCUCAUUCUUGCAAAUAUCAAAAUGGACACGUUGGAUGAUCUUGAUGAUCUUGAGGUAUACCCUUCUCAUAUUCCAGAUCUUUCAAGUGAGGGUCCAUUGAUUUUAUCUGGGAGAUACAGGGGAAAUUUUCCCAAAACUCUUAAAGUCGAAGGUAUAUUGGCUGAUUUCAGUAAUUUUGUGGUAGAUAUGAAGAUACAAAAUGCUAAGGACAUACCUGUACAAAGGGUCUCUGCAAGAGAUCAAAUAGAGCAUCUUACUGCUCAAGCAUGGCUUUUGGAAAGUAAACAACUAGAACAGAAGGUUGCAAAAUUGAGCCUGCAGACUGGCUUUAUGUCCGAGUAUACACGAAUGAUAAUACUUGAGACCGAUCAUCUGAAGAAAGUCAAGGAAUCAGCCGGAACGAAAGAAGCGUCGAAAAAGAGCCAUCCUCAGUGUGAGGCACCCGUCCAAGGGCAGAGAAUGAUUUUACUACCACAUUUGAAUAUCGGCUUCGGCAACUUAAGUGCAACUCUUGAAAAUACUCCUCCCGGAUGUGAAACGAAAUUGCCUGAAGUGCCUGAAAUCUUUAAGGCGGCCACAAAUUGUUGCGAAACGUUGUGCAGUUAUUGCUGUUGCAUGUGCUGCAUCCAGUGCUGUACCCGGUUAAACAAUCAAUGUGUAACUACAUUGACUCAGCUCUGCAUUGGUCUUGGAUGCUUCGGCUGCCUCACCUGUUGUUCAGAGAUAUGCUGUUCUGGAAAUGAAGGCUAAAAUCUCAAUUUUGUUUGUUGUAUCAUUGUUGUAUUAUACUUCAUAUAGAAAUCCUUGUUUAUAUAGUUGUCAUUUUCUUAAUGUACAUGACUAAGUCAUAUUGUGUCUUAAAGUGUAUAGGUUUUUCUGAUUUUAAUCGUGCAGUUUUAAACUUGCAAUAGAUAUUGAAUACCAUUGUACCAGCAAAGAAAAAAAGUGUACUAUACCAAGUUCUGUCCGUCGUAAAAGAAACAUUUUUUUCAUUA
Messenger RNA from Cajanus cajan (pigeon pea), 2554 nucleotides. Its product is annotated as inter-alpha-trypsin inhibitor heavy chain-like protein. The record is from RefSeq and is a predicted model, not a curated record. NCBI's taxonomy places the organism in Eukaryota, Viridiplantae, Streptophyta, Magnoliopsida, Fabales, Fabaceae.